Ictalurus punctatus (channel catfish) is the source of this 2629-nucleotide messenger RNA. RefSeq names its product solute carrier family 6 member 6b (gene slc6a6b). The record is from RefSeq and is a predicted model, not a curated record. Gene Ontology annotation, molecular function: taurine:sodium symporter activity. NCBI's taxonomy places the organism in Eukaryota, Metazoa, Chordata, Actinopteri, Siluriformes, Ictaluridae. The transcript has 15 exons. Bases 142 to 2022 code for a protein of 626 amino acids. Gene Ontology annotation, biological process: sodium ion transmembrane transport; neurotransmitter transport; taurine transmembrane transport. Gene Ontology annotation, cellular component: plasma membrane.
GUCUAUUGGUCACCCAUUUUAAGAGACAAAGGUCGGAAAGAAAGACUUAUAAAUUAAAUUUACCGCGACACAUCCAAUUCAGCGUCGCACGAGACAAGAGGCACUUCUACAGGAAUAAAAAGAAAAAAAAAUCAGAAGAGCAUGGCACAAAAAGAGAAGCUUCAGUGCCUGAAGGACUUCCAUAAGGACACUCUGAAGCCAUCCCCGGGGAAAAGUCCUGGCACCCGACCUGAGGAUGAGGCUGAGGGCAAACAUCCUCAGAGAGAGAAGUGGGCCAGCAAGCUUGAUUUUCUUCUGUCUGUGGCUGGAGGCUUUGUUGGGUUAGGAAACGUCUGGCGUUUCCCAUACCUUUGCUAUAAGAAUGGCGGAGGUGCAUUUCUCAUCCCAUACUUCAUUUUCCUGUUUGGUGGAGGCCUACCUGUGUUUUUCCUGGAGGUGGCUCUUGGCCAGUUCACCUCUCAGGGAGGAAUCACUUGUUGGGAAAAAAUCUGCCCCAUCUUUACUGGUAUCGGCUAUGCUUCCAUCGUGAUCGUUUCCCUACUGAACAUCUACUACAUUGUGAUUUUGGCUUGGGGCUUGUAUUACCUGUUCCAGUCCUUCCGUCCUGACCUUCCCUGGGCCAGCUGCAAUAAUGCCUGGAACACAGAAAACUGUAUAGAGGACACACUCCGCAAGAAUAUGAGUCUAGAGGGGUCUGCCCAUAACACCAACUUCACGUCACCUGUCACUGAGUUCUGGGAGCGCAACGUCCUCAGUAUUUCUGAUGGCAUUGAGAACAUGGGCUCUGUUAAAUGGGACCUGGCUUUAUGUCUCCUUGCUAUGUGGGUCAUCUGUUUCUUCUGCAUAUGGAAGGGAGUGAAGUCCACAGGAAAGGUUGUGUACAUCACGGCAACCUUCCCAUUUGUCAUGCUGGCUAUCCUCCUUAUCCGGGGUGUCACACUUCCUGGGGCAACUGAGGGCAUCAAAUUCUAUCUGUAUCCAAAUGUCACCCGUCUGCAGGAUCCCGAGGUUUGGAUUGAUGCAGGGACACAGAUUUUCUUUUCCUAUGCCAUUUGUCUGGGAGCAAUGACAUCACUGGGGAGCUACAACAAGUACAAAUACAACUGCUACAGGGACUGUUUGCUGCUGGGAGGCCUGAACAGCGCUACCAGUUUUGUGUCUGGCUUCGCAAUAUUUUCCAUCCUGGGCUUCAUGGCACAAGAGCAAGGGGUGGACAUUGCCGAUGUGGCAGAGUCAGGUCCUGGCUUGGCCUUCAUUGCUUACCCUAAAGCUGUGACGAUGAUGCCACUGCCUACAUUUUGGGCCAUUCUUUUCUUCAUCAUGCUUCUGCUACUAGGUCUCGACAGUCAGUUUGUUGAAGUGGAAGGACAGAUCACCUCACUGGUGGAUUUGUAUCCAUCCUUCCUACGGAAGGGUUACCGUCGAGAAAUCUUCAUAGCUAUAAUAUGCUUUAUCAGCUACCUGCUGGGACUUACCAUGGUCACUGAGGGUGGCAUGUAUGUGUUUCAGCUCUUUGACUACUAUGCAGCCAGUGGUGUGUGCCUUUUGUGGGUUGCAUUCUUUGAAUGCAUUGCAGUAGCCUGGAUUUAUGGUGCUGAUAAUUUCUAUGAUGCAAUUGAGGACAUGAUUGGAUACAGACCAAAUCCUUGGAUGAAGUGGUGCUGGACUGCAAUCACACCUUUUCUUUGUGUGGGAUGCUUCAUUUUCUCUUUGGUCAAAUACAAGCCUCUGAAGUACAACAAAAUCUAUGAGUAUCCGGACUGGGCCGUUGGUUUGGGCUGGACCCUUGCUCUCACCUCCAUGAUUUGCAUCCCUAUGGUGGUUGUGAUCAAGAUCAUCCAGUCUGAAGGCCCUCUCAUUGAGAGGAUUAAAGCAGUGGCAGCUCCAGUGCGAGGCAGUACAAAUCCAUGUCCUCAGGAGUACCGACCCAAGGGCUCAGAAAUAGCACAUCCCCUUGACCCCAAUGGGAACAACGGCUCGAUCAAGCCCAGCCACACUAUUGUAGAAACCAUGAUGUCGUGACUGUCUUGAAUUUCGAGCCCAAGUGUGGAAAUGCUCUCAUGAUGAGUUCAUCUCUCUCCACUUUACCUCGAUCUCACGGAGGAGUUCUGACUGCCCACACGUCUCCAAGUCUUCCAGGGCCUGGCACCAGAAGUUGUCCUCAUGGUCCAGCACGAUGCCAUCAGCAUGAGUCUGGCUGGCAAAUCUGCAGUAGUAAUUAGCAUGAGUCAUGAAUCAGGACUUGGCAUACUCAGAUUGACACUAAUUUUAGUAAGACAGGGUCACAAAGCAGCUUGGGUGGGAAGAAGGCUUGAGGAAGAGGGGAUGAGAAUAACAAGAUCCCCAAGAAUGUCUGAAUUUCAGCAAGCUGAUAAACAGAUCUAACAAAACAGGUGAGAGGAAGCAAAAAAGGAAGAGCAGUUAAUGGUAACAAAUAACUGCAUAAUUAACAAUUGCUUCAUUCAGUACUUUUCCACCCUCUUAGAUAAUCUGAAUCUUCCUGAAUUCAGUAUGUGCUUUCUGUGGCAAGCUGAAUAUACUGUAGUAUGAGAAAGGCUUCAAUUCUAUUUCAAAAACAAUGUCAAAUUCAAAGAAUUGUAUUGUAGAUGAUUAAAGGUAGUAAAAUUUU